AUGUCUGGUUACAAGAAUCCCGGUGCAUACUCCCGCAUUCAAGCGCCAGGCUACAGGCCAGAUGUUUGUUGUCUGCGAACUGCCUGGCCAUCGGCCAUCGGCCAUCUACGAUCCCUGGACUUUCUCUUCCGCGCGCCAACAAGCUCACAAAAGCCGGGCGAUGACCUGUUGGCCAACUUUAGGCAACAAUUUCCGGAAGUUGCUGCCGUCACCUCGGAAGCGUCUGCACCAACUAUUGCUCAGGCUGCAUCUGCCGUCGACCACCCCAUCAUCAACCUCCCCCCUCAGGAUCAGAGGAACCCAAAUGUCGAAACCGACGUAUUUCGAGACCAAGAUCCUACGCCCCGAGCAUCUCAUGAGCCAUGGAGAUUCACCCCUUCCCUCCUGGACCCGAACUCGUAUGCUUUCAAUGCCUUUGCUAGUACCCAACCCGGGUAUUACGUGCCAACCCCCGGGGGAAACAACCCGCUCCUCCAUUCGCAGGCAGGAGACUUGCAUACCCCGACAAUAGCAGCCGGUGGACUUUCUACGCCGCUGUCUCUACCAAACUCUGGCGAUGCGCUUCAUGCUGGCGCGACUGCCAUGGACUUGUCCGGGUUCCAGGCCCUGCCACCCCACCAGUUCCAUCACUUCAAUCCAUUUAUCCAUGGAGCAGCCUUUGCGACCACUUCGUUUGUCCACCAGGAUACUGGAUAUGAAACUAUGGAUCAAGAUGGUGUUGUCUUGGAAGCAGCACCGCCAGAACACCGCGUGCCCUCGAUGGUCCCAGCGGUCCUGCAGCAGCCGCAGGCAGUUGGCCAUAUGAUGCAAAUGGGCCACGCACUGCCGCCGAAUGCCGAGAAAUUUCGUUUUCACUGCACCUUGAAUGCGCCUACCGCCAUGAUCAAACAAGCCGAUGAGAUCCCGAUAACAUAUCUCAACAAGGGACAGGCUUAUUCACUCUCGGUUGUCGACACAAGCGGAACCUUUCCGAUUCCACCUGGUACCAAGUACAGGACCUUUGUACGUGUUUCAUUCGAGGAUGAGGAGCAGAGACAGAAAUCUAGUGUCUGCUGGGGCCUGUGGAAAGAAGGCAGAGGCACCAACGAGGCCCAUCAUAGAGGUGGCAAGCUUCAAGCCGUGGAGUACGUCGAAGCGGGCCAACCGGCAGAGAAUGACGAUAAACGAGCACGCAUCGAGGUAGAAAGUGCAUCAUUUGAUGGGUUUUGCGUUACGUGGACUCCAGGAGCGAGUGGUUCUCAUGACGUCAACCUUGCCGUUAGAUUCAACUUCCUGUCCACAGAUUUCAGCCAUUCAAAAGGAGUUAAAGGAAUUCCGGUACGACUGUGUGCGAAGACUAGCCUUGUACCCGCCGAUGGCUCCUUACAAGAUGCAGAAUCGAGCUCUGAAGUUUGCUUUUGCAAAGUCAAACUUUUUCGAGAUCACGGAGCUGAGAGAAAGCUGUCCAACGACAUUGCCCACGUCAAAAAGUCGAUUGAUAAGUUGAAGCAGCAGCUUGCACAGAUCGAAAGCGGCAUGAAGGACAUGGGUAAGAGAAAGCGGAUCAGCAGUGCUACCAAGGGAAGCGAUCCACAGCGACCGGGAAAAGUGCAGAAGCACAAACGGACCUGGUCCAUGUCGUCGACUAGCUCUAAUGCCGGGUGCGGUGGAAGUCGCAUGACUUUGGAAGAAGACCUGCAAAUCAAGCUGCAAACGCUGCAAGAUAUGUUUACAAGCACCAGACCCGUCAGCAUUCUAUAUCUGAGAGGAGAGGACUUGGACGAUCCCGACCUUCACCCCGUAUCUCUUCCCGGAGAUAUGUCUCCUCCAAACAAACUGGAAGUCUCCCGUGAGGGACCUAACUGGCAAGCUCGCAGUACGAAAUCCUCGGUUGCAGGGUCCAUGGUAUCUCCAUCGCCCAGCUCCUUGUCUCUCGUCUCUCAGGCAUCUGGCAUGUGGCAGAAUAUCGAUAACACCACCGCUUCAGGGAAGGCAUUUGAGCAAAUAUCAAGAAUACCUCGAAUGGACGAUGCUGGCACCUUGAGUGGAUGGAUCGAGGCUCUUGGGGUUGAUCCGUCAUAUCGGCCCCCCGCAGAGCAGGCUGAAAAACCUGUUGCCUGUUUCUAUGUCCAGUAUCGCGACAAGUCAGAGCAAGGGAAACCGACAUAUUACCGAGCCAUUUAUCUUUCGAAGCGAACCGUAGAAGAAUUCAAUGGUCGGAUUUCUAGCAAAUGGGGCGUUGAACCUGCGAAAGUUUUGCGCUCUCUACGUGUAAUCCAGGGAGGGCUGGAGGUUGAAAUGGAUGAUGAUGUUAUCCGUGAACUCAGGGAAGGGCAAGAUAUGCGACUGGAAAUCGAAGAGGUAAUUGAACAAUCCUCGCAGACCAAGCGCGAAUGGGAGAUGUUAUUGGACGAGACCGGAGCUGAUGGCGACGACGUUGCACCUUUUGCGAAGGGCUUUGUGCUUCGGCUGACCUUUUAA
Metarhizium brunneum ARSEF 3297 is the source of this 2460-nucleotide messenger RNA. The record is from RefSeq and is a predicted model, not a curated record. NCBI's taxonomy places the organism in Eukaryota, Fungi, Ascomycota, Sordariomycetes, Hypocreales, Clavicipitaceae.